Lichtheimia ornata is the source of this 2193-nucleotide messenger RNA. RefSeq lists its product as uncharacterized. Gene Ontology annotation, cellular component: peroxisomal membrane. Lineage: Eukaryota; Fungi; Mucoromycota; Mucoromycetes; Mucorales; Lichtheimiaceae. Gene Ontology annotation, biological process: very long-chain fatty acid catabolic process; fatty acid beta-oxidation; peroxisome organization. The record is from RefSeq and is a predicted model, not a curated record. The transcript is spliced from 9 exons. The coding region runs from base 1 to 2193 and encodes 730 amino acids. Gene Ontology annotation, molecular function: long-chain fatty acid transmembrane transporter activity; ATP binding; ATP hydrolysis activity.
AUGCCCCUCUUGUCUCAACCUCUCAAUGAGCGUUUGUGGAUUCAGUCCAAGGGCAACUGGUUUCUCUACUCGUCAUUAGCAGCGGCGACAGCAGCCUUCGCAUUCCAUCGCACACGUCUACAAUCGCACAAGACAUCGUCCGCCGAUCUUUUAUCAACGACCAAAAAGACAUUGUUUCAAGAGACACCAACGUCCACCUUCGACAAACACAAGCACCUCUUCCCUGUGACAGAUACGCUCAAAAAAGUGGGUGUCAAUGAUGAAUUCUUUCGACAACUGCGAGCUAUUGCAACCAUUCUAUUUCCACAUUGGCAUACCAAGGAAGCUCUAUUGCUCGUGUUGCAUUCGGCAUUUCUCAUUUUGCGUACAUAUUUGAGUGUGGUCGUGGCAAGAAUCGAUGGCCGGAUUGUCCGAGAUUUGGUGGGUGGUCGAGGUAAAAGGUUCUUGACAGGCCUCGCAUAUUGGUUUGCAAUCGCUAUUCCUGCAACCUACACAAACAGCAUGAUCCGGUACCUGCAAUCCAAGCUAUCAAUCGGCUUCCGCACCCGGCUGACAAGAUAUGUGCAUGAUUUGUACUUGGACAAUGACGAGAAAACAUUCUACAAAGCUCUUAACCUUGAUGGCCGUAUCCAAGGAGCUGAUCAGUUCAUCACCACCGAUCUUGCAAAGUUUUGCGAUACAUUAGCAUCAUUAUACUCCAAUCUCGCCAAGCCAUUACUGGAUACCGUCAUCUUCAAUUAUCAACUGAUGAAAUCGAUCGGCUUUGCUGGAACAAUUGGUCUUGCUGUCAACUAUAUGAUUACGGCACGGUUAUUGAGAGCAGUGACGCCUUCAUUUGGUAAAUUGGCUGCCGUGGAAGCCAAGUUGGAAGGUGAUUUCAGAGGUGCCCAUACUCGCCUUAUCACCAAUGCUGAAGAAGUUGCCUUUUAUAAUGGUGGUGAUCUUGAGCACUCGAUUCUCAACAAAUCGUAUCAACGCCUGGUCAAACAUAUCAACUCGAUUUACAAGAUCCGCAUCAGCUACAACAUGUUUGAAGACUUUUUGAUCAAGUAUGCUUGGAGUGCCUUUGGUUUGGUUCUUUGUGCUAUCCCUGUCUUUGCUCCCAACAUGGUGGGUGGAUAUAUCCCUUCUCCUGCUGGCACUGUGGUGGAUGAAAAUGAUCAAGUGGGCUCUCGUACACGAGGUUUUAUCACCAAUAAGCGGUUAAUGAUGUCCCUUGCUGAUGCUGGUGGUCGCAUGAUGUACUCUUACAAGGAACUUGCAGAGCUCGCAGGCUAUACCACCCGUGUAUAUAGUCUAUUGUCGGUGCUUCAUUCCCUGCGUGUCAAUGAAUACGAUGCCGAUCAUGAGGAGAAGUUAAAGUAUUCGCUCAGCAAUAUCCAAGGCAAAAUCCAAUAUGGCGAGGAUGGCAUCCGGUUUGAUGGUGUACCCGUGGUAACACCUGCACCUGGUAAAGGGCGUCAAGGAGAACUCUUGGUAGAAAAGCUCAACAUCCACAUCAAGCCUGGAGAACACAUGCUCAUCACGGGUCCUAAUGGUGUGGGCAAAACCGCUGUAGCACGUGUCAUUGCAACGCUGUGGCCAACAUUUGAGGGUACUCUUUCUCGACCGGAUGAAAAGAAUAUCUUUUACAUUCCUCAACGACCUUACCUUAGUAUGGGCACGCUAAGAGACCAGGUCAUUUAUCCACAUACCCACGAGGACAUGAAGAAGAGUGGACGUACCGAUGAUGAGCUUAUGAAGAUCUUGGACGUUGUACGUUUGGCAUAUAUCCCUGGUCGUGAAGGUGGUUGGGAGACCGUCAAAGAAUGGAAGGAUGUGUUCUCUGGUGGUGAAAAGCAACGUAUUGGUAUGGCACGCUUAUUCUAUCAUCAUCCCAAAUACGCCGUCCUUGAUGAAUGCACAAGUGCUGUAUCCGCAGAUGUUGAAGGCUUGAUGUAUGCGCAUGCGAAGGAUAUGGGUAUCACACUCUUAACCAUUUCACAUCGACCUGCACUAUUCAAGUACCACCAAUUCCUUCUUCGACUUACCGGCGAUCAUGGACAAUGGACAAUGGAACAAAUUGGUACUCAGCAACAACAGCAAUCGCUUGAAAAAGAAAUGCAAUCUCUUGAAGCCAAGUUGCAAAGCGUGGAAUCACUCAAAUCUCGCUUGGGCGAAAUUGAUGCAGAGCUCAGCCUAAAGAACAUUUAA